UAGUACGAUGUAUAUUGUAUUUCAUUCCGUGCAAUAGUUCGCUUCUAUGCAUAGUAAGAGAAGGUUUCUCGUAAAUUAAAGAUUAUUAUUCAAGUUAUUUUUUUAAAUAUUGUUUUGUAAAAGAAGAAUAAAAUAUGACGGAGGAUAAAACAGAAUUCGAUUGGGGCAAUGAAAAGUUACAACGUGCUCAGAAAACAGUGGAUGAAUCUCCAUAUGAUUUAGAAGCUUGGAGUGUUCUAAUCAGAGAAGCUCAAAAUAGGCCUAUCACAGAAGUUCGAUCGAUCUUCGAAAAACUUAUUUCUGUAUUCCCAUCUGCUGGCCGCUAUUGGAAAAUUUAUAUUGAACAAGAGAUGAAAAUGCGGAACUUUGAAAAGGUCGAAAAGCUUUUCCAAAGGUGCCUCAUGAAAAUCUUAAACAUUGAAUUAUGGAAACUUUACCUUUCUUAUGUCAAAGAGACUAAAGCGAGUCUUGCAACGUACAAGGAGAAGAUGGCACAGGCUUACGACUUUGCUUUGGACAAAAUUGGAAUGGACAUACACUCCUAUAGUAUUUGGAACGAUUAUGUUAUGUUCUUAAAAAGUGUGGAAGCUGUAGGUUCAUAUGCUGAGAAUCAGAAAAUUAGUGCUGUCCGUAAGGUAUAUCAACGUGGUGUUAUUAAUCCUAUGAUAAACAUGGAGCAGCUGUGGAAGGAUUACAUGGCAUUUGAACAAAAUAUUAAUCCAAUAAUUGCAGAAAAAAUGGCAAUUGAACGAUCAAGAGACUAUAUGAAUGCUAGACGAGUCGCUAAAGAAUUAGAAGCUGUAACGAGGGGUUUAAACAGAAGUGCUCCUAGUGUACCUCCAACUGGUCAUCCAGAAGAAGUAAAACAAGUUGAAUUAUGGAAAAAGUAUAUUGCAUGGGAACGUAGUAAUCCAUUAAGAACAGAGGAUACGUCACUCGUUGCGCGUAGAGUUAUGUUUGCAAUAGAGCAAUGUUUAUUAUGUUUGGGUCAUCAUCCUGCAGUGUGGCAUCAAGCUGCUCAUUUUCUUGAACUCAGUUCAAAGAUAUUGACGGAAAAGGGAGAUGUGAAUGCUGCUAAAAAUUUAAGCGAUGAAGCAGCAACAAUGUUCGAACGUGCAACAAAUACAUUGUUGUCAAAAAAUAUGUUGUUGUAUUUUGCUCAUGCCGAUUUUGAAGAAGGCAGAGUUAAAUAUGAGAAAGUCCAUCAAAUUUAUCAAAAGUUUCUCGAUAUUCCUGAUAUUGAUCCUACGUUGGCAUAUGUACAAUAUAUGAAAUUCGCAAGACGUGCUGAAGGUAUAAAAUCGGCUAGAACUGUUUUUAAAAGAGCUCGUGAAGAUCCACGAUGCAAACAUCAUGUUUACGUUGCUGCUGCACUGAUGGAGUACUAUUGUACCAAAGAUAAAAAUAUUGCAUUUAGAAUUUUUGAGCUUGGACUGAAAAAAUUCGGCGACAAUCCUGAUUAUAUUCUUUGUUACAUAGAUUAUUUAUCGCAUUUAAAUGAGGACAAUAAUACUAGGGUUUUAUUCGAAAGAGUAUUAUCAUCUGGUAGUUUAGAACCAGAAAAGUCAGUCGAUAUUUGGAAUCGUUUUCUGGAGUUCGAAUCUAACAUAGGAGAUUUAGCCAGUAUCGUUAAAGUCGAAAAAAGACGAAGUGCCGUAUUGGAAAAGAUCAAAGAAUUCGAAGGAAAGGAAACGGCCCAAUUAGUAGAUCGGUAUAAAUUUCUUGAUUUGUAUCCUUGCACACCAAUGGAAUUAAGAUCGAUCGGAUAUAUGGAAGUAUCUAGUGUGGCUAGAAAUUCAACCGGCGUAGUACCACGUGUACCUGAUCCAGAAGAAGCCAUAGCUUCUUUACCUCGACCCGACUUAUCACAAAUGAUCCCUUACAAACCAAAAGUAAACGCUUUGCCUGGAGAGCAUCCAGUACCUGGUGGAACGUUUCCUUUACCACCUGCCGCAGCACAAUUAUGUACGAUGUUACCACCACCUGGUUGUUUUAGAGGACCAUUCGUAGCAGUGGAUUUACUUAUGGAUGUUUUUAGUAGAAUUCAAUUACCCGAUCACGCACCAUUACCUAUAGCGGAUAACGGCUGCGAUACAAAAUUAUUCGAUCUAGCGAAAUCCGUUCAUUGGAUCGUCGAUGAGAGCAACGAUGGUAUGAGUAUCGGUUCGAAACGUAGAAGAACGCGUUUAGCUGGCGACGAUAGCGAAGAAGAAGAUUUACCACCACCUCCAGCAAACGAUAUUUAUCGACAAAGGCAACAGAAACGAGUGAAAUGAAGAGAUACGCUAUACGUUAUCUUCAAUUAUAAUAAGUGAAUCUAACCAGAUUCAGAGAUUCAUGACGAAAAUUUUUGGAAAAGAGGGAUCAAAUAUCCUUGAGAUAUUUUUCAUAUUUCCUUUUGUUUCUUAGCUGACACCUCGAAUACACGUUGGUAUGCUGAAGAAAUCAAUCAUUAUUGAUAAAUCGUACGUUAAGUAUGAGUCGUAAUAAUUCCUUGCGUGCUUUCAGCACGAUACUUUGAGUACUGUGUACUCAGUAAAAUUUUGUGUGCGUGUAUAUAUAUAUAUGUGUAUAUAUAUAUGUAUAUGUAAGUGUGUAUGUAUAUAUAUAUAUGUAUAUAUAUAUACAUAUAUUCAUAUUAAUUUCACAUUUUUAUUUAGAUGUUUUGACGUAACGUUCAUAUUUGAAGUAUCCGAAAAAAAUAUAUAUAUCUUAAUACGAACAAAAUUGCAAAGAGAGCCCAUUUGUAUUUUCUAUUUAUAUAUUAAUCUCAAUUUCAAACUCAAUUUCAAACAUGUGUAUAUUACUUUUUAAUCUAAAACCAAACAAACAAAAAAUAAAUUUAAGACAAUUUGUAUUCAAUGUAAGGAAUAUAGUCAGAUUUAUUUGUGGGCCAAUGAGAAGGUUCGAUAAUUUCUUGUAAAAUAAAAGCGAUUUAAAGAAC
Messenger RNA from Vespula vulgaris, 2944 nucleotides. It is a transcript of the gene su(f), whose product is annotated as protein suppressor of forked. Gene Ontology annotation, molecular function: mRNA binding; protein binding. Bases 135 to 2276 code for a protein of 713 amino acids. The transcript is spliced from 13 exons. Gene Ontology annotation, cellular component: nucleus. Gene Ontology annotation, biological process: mRNA 3'-end processing. The record is from RefSeq and is a predicted model, not a curated record. NCBI's taxonomy places the organism in Eukaryota, Metazoa, Arthropoda, Insecta, Hymenoptera, Vespidae.